Messenger RNA from Betta splendens (Siamese fighting fish), 2284 nucleotides. RefSeq names its product rhodopsin kinase GRK1-like. Gene Ontology annotation, biological process: protein phosphorylation; signal transduction; regulation of signal transduction. Lineage: Eukaryota; Metazoa; Chordata; Actinopteri; Anabantiformes; Osphronemidae. Gene Ontology annotation, molecular function: ATP binding; rhodopsin kinase activity. Gene Ontology annotation, cellular component: cytoplasm. The transcript has 7 exons. The record is from RefSeq and is a predicted model, not a curated record. Bases 267 to 1952 code for a protein of 561 amino acids.
AGCCCGGGUCCAUAUGCAGCCUGCGUGUGCUCUCACACUGUCUAGGGCAUGAGGGUGUUAAUGGAUUACCAAAAGGUGUUGACUCAGGUGAGCUGCGGUGUGUAUGAAUGAGUGUGGUGCCGAGUGCACGGAUCUAUUUCAGACACUCUCCUCGGGAGUCCAGCUCUCGCUCAUGCGUCCUCUGCUACUUUCUGUGACCUGUCUCCCGUUACUUCACCUCUGCCAUGUCUCCCCUUCGCAUUGCUUAACCUCAGCGCGCGCUCAGCAUGGAUAUUGGAGGACUCACCACGGUGGUGGCGAACUCUGCCUACAUCAACGCUCGCGGAAGCAUUGACGGUUCUAAUCCGGCGGCAGCUCGGGAUAAGAAAUACCAUUCGCGCCUCAAACUCCCCCACAUCACGGUGUGCGAGGCCCUGAGGGACACCUUGGAUUUGACCUUUGACUCUGUCUGCGUCGAACAGCCGAUCGGCAGGCGCCUCUUCAGGGAGUUUCUGGAUGCAAACAAGGAGUAUGACGGUGCUUGUCGUCUGUGGAAAGACAUUGAGGACUAUGACCUGGCAGAGGACUCUGACAGGGUGAAGAAGGCCUCCAGGAUCGUCCAGCGUUACAUGGAGCCCUCUGCCAAACACUUCUGCCCGUUCCUCUCAGAGGACGUCAUCGCUAGCGUGAGACAAACCAUGGAGGCUGCCGGCGACGCCCUGUUUGCCGCAGCGUUGGCUGCAGCGCUGGGGUUCCUGCGGGGGGGCCCCUACGCCUUCUUCCUGGAGAGCCUGUACCUGAAGAGGUUCUUGCAGUGGAAGUGGCUGGAGAUGCAGCCCAUGAGCGAGGACUGGUUCCUCGACUUCCGGGUGCUGGGGAAGGGAGGGUUCGGGGAGGUGUCGGCCUGUCAGAUGAGAGCCACGGGGAAACUUUAUGCGUGUAAGAAACUCAACAAGAAGAGGCUUAAGAAGAGGAAAGGCUACGAGGGGGCGAUGGUGGAGAAGAGAAUACUUGAGAAGGUGCACAGCCGCUUCAUUGUGUCGCUGGCGUACGCCUUCCAGACAAAGGAGGAACUUUGUCUGGUCAUGACGAUCAUGAACGGCGGAGACCUCAAGUAUCAUAUCUACCUGGUGGACGAGAACAACCCGGGGUUUGACGAAGCCAGAGCCUGUUUCUACAUCGCCCAGAUCAUCCAGGGUUUGGAGCAUCUCCACCAGAGGAACAUCAUCUACAGAGACCUGAAGCCUGAAAACGUGCUGCUAGAUAACGACGGGAAUGUGCGCAUAUCUGAUCUGGGCCUCGCCGUGGAGCUACAGGAAGGCAAAACCAUGACCAAAGGUUACGCUGGGACACCAGGUUACAUGCCUCCAGAGAUGCUGAGGGGGGAGAAGUACGACACCUCGGUGGACUACUUCACUCUGGGCGUGACGCUGUUUGAGUUCAUGGCUGCCAGGAACCCAUUCCGGAACCGGGGGGAGAAGGUGGAGCGCGAGGAGCUGAAGGAGCGCGUGCUCACGCGGCCGGUGGCGUACCCGGACGCCUUCAGCGAGCGCGCGCGCUCCCUCUGCGAGGGGCUGCUGGCCAAGGAGGCUGCGCGCAGGAUGGGCUUCAGGAACGGGUGCUGCGAUGACAUCAGGGCGCACCCGUUUUUCAGGGACAUCAACUGGAGGAAGCUGAAUGCAGGUAUUCUGCCUCCUCCGUUCGUCCCCGACCCUAAAGUGGUGUACGCCAAAAGCCUGGACGACGUCGGGGCCUUCUCCUCCGUGAGGGGCGUCGCCCUGGAGGACGCCGACAGGGCCUUUUGUGACGAGUUUGCUUCAGGCAACAUUCCCAUUCCCUGGCAGGAGGAGAUGAUUGAGAUGGGCGUCUAUGGGGAGCUCAAUGUCUGGGGCCCCGAAGGCAGCAUCCCGAAUGACCUCCGCAGAGAGUCGAUACUGGAGCAGCCGAAGUCGUCCACCUGCUGCACGUCCUAGUCUGAGAUACGCUAGUCUAUAAAAAUGACUGGAAUAGAACAGGAGACGUGGAGGGUCUCGACAAGUCUCUGCUGAGCUGUCUGACGGCAGAACUGAAACAGAUUGAGACUCUAAACUUUUUAAAUGAUUGGAAUCGUUUGAUUUUACAGUUCCUUAGCGCAGGUCUUUAGCUAUGUGUAGCCAUGUGCUCAUCUUGGUGCUAUGUCACACGUUGAACGUGGAUGGUGUGGAUUUAGCUCUAAUGCUCCUGUAGAAUGUAUUUCAAUCAGUGGAACGAACUUUGUCCGUCGCUAAGAAAUAAAUAUACGCUACAAUAAAGACUAAACAAAUCA